Salvia miltiorrhiza (redroot sage) is the source of this 1295-nucleotide messenger RNA. RefSeq lists its product as uncharacterized. Bases 1 to 1230 code for a protein of 409 amino acids. The transcript is spliced from 3 exons. The record is from RefSeq and is a predicted model, not a curated record. Lineage: Eukaryota; Viridiplantae; Streptophyta; Magnoliopsida; Lamiales; Lamiaceae.
AUGCCUGGUAAUGAAGACACACGUAUUCUUGAUAUGCAAUUUGUGGCCUUAAAGGAAAUAUUGUGCAUGCACGUGAUACAAGUAGCCUUGAUAAUGGCCUACUAUCGUAAGUCUAGGCUAGGAAAAAGGCUGCGUGCAACUGGAGAAUUAAAAUAUGAGAUAGUCAGUAAAUUGCCAGACCAAGAAAAACAUUUAAGUCGUUUAUAUGGUGUUAGUGACGAUGACUGUAUAGCCAACCUCCGCAUGGACCGUAGAACUUUCUCUAAACUUUGUGUUAUUCUGCGAGAACGGGGGGGUUUGGCAGAUGGUCGAUUUGUUACCGUAGAAGAACAAGUAGCCAUGUUUCUUUCGGUUUUAGCACACCAUAAAAAGAAUAGAGUUGUACGGUUCGAUUUUUGGCGAUCCGGUUGGACAAUUUCGCACUACGUACACAUUGUUCUAGGGGCUGUUAUAAGGCUACAUGACUUGUUCUUAUCCAAGCCAGAAGCUGUUACCGCGGAUUGCAAUGAUCCACGGUGGAGAUGGUUUAAGGGCUGUUUAGGGGCAUUAGAUGGCACGUAUGUGAGUGUUAUGGUCUGUAAUGAGGACAAACCCCGAUAUAGAACAAGGAAAGGGCAAAUAUCAACAAAUGUGUUGGGUGUUUGCAACCGCAAUUUGAAUUUCAGUUAUGUCUUAUCCGGUUGGGAAGGUUCAGCUGCGGACUCUAGAAUCUUACGAGAUGCAAUUAGUAGACCUCAUGGCCUUAAGGUCCCAAAGGGGAAGUACUACUUGUGUGAUAACGGUUAUGCGAAUAGUGACGGAUUCCUAACGCCGUUCAAAGGCGUUAGGUACCAUUUAAAAGAGUGGGGACCGAACAAUGCACGCCCUCAAAAUAAAGAGGAACUCUUUAACUUAAGACAUAGCAAAGCAAGGAACGCCAUAGAGAGAGCAUUUGGAAUAUUAAAGAUGCGAUGGGGUAUUCUUAGGUCACCCUCUUUCUAUCCAAUUCGAGUACAAAAUCGACUCAUCAUGGCAUCAUUUCUACUCAACAAUUUUAUUCGAAUGGAAAUGUCGGUAGAUCCUAUUGAGCAACAACUGGAUGCAACGCCCCAAGACAAUGGUGCAAAUUUAGAUGGGGCACCCGAUGACUUCAUAGAGCAUGUUGAAAGUUCCCCCCAAUGGAACGCCGCUAGGAAUGCUUUAGCCGACGCAAUGUGGUUGCAAUAUGUCAACAACAACUUGCCCACUUAAUUUGUUUGACUUCAUUUUUCUUUAAUUUGAGAUAAUGUCGUUGAUUUUAAAUUUGACAUGUGUUA